UAUAAGGAUGGCGUUAUUCUCGGUCGUGAUACACGAGCAACUGAGGAUACUAUUGCAGCUGAUAAAUACAGCUUGAAGAUCCAUUAUCUCGUUCCUAAUAUGUACUGUUGCGGAGCUGGUACAGCUGCCGACACUGAAAUGACUACAGAAAUGAUAGCUAGCCAAUUGGAACUACAUCGUCCGAAUACUGGCCGUGUUGUGCCUGUGUGCACUGCCAACACAUUGAUAAAACAAAUGCUAUUCCGCUACCAGGGCCACAUUAGUGCUGCUCUUAUCCUGAGAGGUUUUGAUCUGGAUGGACCUCAGCUGUAUUGCAUUUAUCCUCAUGGUUCAACAGAAAAGCUGAAAUAUACCACUAUGGGAUCUGGCUCGCUGGCUGCUAUGUCG
Molecule: messenger RNA, 387 nt
Organism: Acromyrmex echinatior (Panamanian leafcutter ant)
Lineage: Eukaryota; Metazoa; Arthropoda; Insecta; Hymenoptera; Formicidae
Product: proteasome subunit beta type-7-like
Source: RefSeq, a predicted model, not a curated record